ACCUGUGUCAUUCUCAGUGUUGAUUCUGAAAAUUAGCAUCCAAAAUAUGUCGAGCGUAAAUUGUUAUCCGACGAUGAUGCGUGAUCGUUUUCAUGCGCUGUCUUGAUUAUAACGCCGACUGCGAUGCACGCUGUCAUUAAGCAACCAGAACACGAACGCUGUUGUUUGCACUGUGAGAUCUGAUAUAAUCUAGCGUUGCAUACGAAGCGAAUGGAUCAGAGAUCCACAGAGCAGCGUUUGCCAUCACAACCGUAGGAUUUAAUCGACGCGUCAGUGUACAUUUGAGGAUUUAAUAAGGUAAAACUCUGAACGAAGAGGACACUACCCCUAUCGCACAUAGACUGAAACGUCAUCAACAUUUUCCUAUAUUUAAAUGGUUGAGAGAGAGAGGAGGUCAUUGCUGAAAUAAGGAAGAACGCCGGGUGUUAAGAGAAACUGAGGGAAUUACACACAAGUGAAGAUUUACUCAAUUAGGCUACAUAAAUGGGGGAUUACGGCUUUCUGGUUAAAAACAACUCGGCAAACAAAUCCGUUUUUCCGGUAAGAAUUCACCCACACCUGCAGCAUACGGUUCCCCACCAGACAACCCCUCCAAGCCCUCCGGCUUUCAUCAGCAACAACAACACUACCAAUGGUGCAAGUGUUGGGUCCGCUUGGCUUUUCCCAACAGUGACGACCCACUCUAACAUGCAAGAUGAUAUUUUGGAGUCUGACACGUCCAAGGCUCCGCAACCGCAACAAGAGAGUCAUGAAGGACAAGAAAAGCCGACGCUCUCUCCUCCAGGUCACCAGGAAGCUCCAGGAAUCAUAUCAGAGUUGGACAAAACCAUGCCAGACGAGAACCAGCUGGACAAAGGGACCAUGGAGAACGCUAACGGUAAAGAGCCACUGCGGCUGGAAUCUCCAGUGUUAUCAGGGUUUGACUAUCAGGAGACGUCUGGUAUUGGUACUUUAGCACAGUCUAGUAGCUCGUCUUCGUCGUCCCUUACUGGCUUCAGCAGCUGGUCCACUGCUAUGCCCCCCAACCCUUCCACUUUGAUCGAAGAGGUUGGCUUUUUCAAUCAGGCUGCUACUACUAACAAUGCUCCUCCUCCGCUGCUAUUUCAAAGUUUCUCUCAUCACGCCAGUUCAGGGUUCGGGGGGAACUUCUCCCACCAGAUAGGGCCUCUAUCUCAGCACCAUCCAUCUCCUCAUCCACACUUCCAACACCCUCAUAAUCAGCCCCGCAGGUCCUCGGCCAGCCCCCAUCCACCUCCCUUCUCCCACCGCAGUGCUGCUUUCAACCAGUUGCCCCAUUUGGGGAAUAGUCUAAGCAAGCCUCCUUCCCCCUGGGGGAGCUAUCAGAGCCCCUCGUCCACUCCAUCUUCUUCUUCAUGGAGCCCAGGUGGAGGAUACGGAGGCUGGGGAGGCUCUCAGGGACGGGAGUAUCGCCGAGGGCUGAACGGAGGGGUCAAUCCCCUCAACUCGAUCUCUCCUUUAAAGAAGUCUUUCCCAAAUAACCAGACCCCAAUGCAGAAGUAUCCCCGCAACAACUCUGGCUUCAACACUAAACCCUGGAUGGAGGAUACCAUAAACCGCAACGAUAGCGUCUUUCCAUUUCAGGAUCGCAAUCGGUCCUUUGAUGGUUUCAGCAUGCAUUCCCUAGAGAACUCUCUGAUCGACAUCAUGAGAGCCGAGCAGGAUUCCUUGAAAGCGAGGAAUUACGGGAGGCGGCGAGGUCACUCAUCGUUGUUUCCCAUGGAUGAUGAGCGGACAUACGGAGAAGAUGACCGGUCUGAUCCGAGUCUGAGUGGACUGGGCUCACCACACAGUUUCCCUCACCAAAACGGCGAACGCAUCGAACGCUUUUCUCGCAAGGUCUUUGUUGGUGGCCUACCUCCGGACAUAGACGAAGACGAGAUCACCGCCAGUUUCCGACGCUUUGGACAUUUGUUUGUGGACUGGCCUCACAAAGCGGAGAGCAAAUCUUAUUUCCCACCGAAAGGUUAUGCGUUCCUUCUGUUUCAAGACGAGAGCUCGGUCCAGGCGCUGAUUGAUGCUUGCAUGGAAGAAGAUGGGAAGCUCUAUCUCUGUGUCUCUAGCCCUACAAUCAAAGACAAACCAGUCCAGAUACGACCCUGGAAUUUGAACGACAGUGACUUUGUGAUGGAUGGCUCUCAGCCCCUCGAUCCCAGAAAAACGAUCUUUGUUGGGGGAGUUCCACGACCUCUACGAGCUGUGGAGCUCGCCAUGAUUAUGGACCGACUGUACGGCGGGGUGUGCUAUGCUGGCAUUGACACUGACCCUGAGCUGAAGUAUCCUAAAGGGGCUGGACGUGUGGCCUUCUCCAAUCAGCAGAGCUACAUUGCUGCUAUCAGCGCUCGCUUUGUGCAGCUGCAGCACGGAGAGAUCGAUAAACGGGUGGAAGUGAAGCCAUAUGUACUGGAUGACCAGCUGUGUGAUGAGUGUCAGGGCACGCGUUGUGGGGGCAAGUUUGCUCCGUUCUUCUGUGCUAACGUCACUUGUCUUCAAUACUACUGUGAAUACUGCUGGGCAGCCAUUCACUCGCGAGCCGGACGGGAGUUUCACAAGCCUCUAGUGAAGGAGGGAGGAGACCGGCCUCGCCACAUCUCCUUCCGCUGGAACUGAUCCGGGAGAUCACGGCUGUGCUAUUCAUUUACAUGCACUUUUCAUUUUGCUAAGUCCUUUUUAUUUACAGUUCUUUUUUUAAGUCUAAAAUUGUAUUUAUUCUUAAGUUUUUAAUUUUAUUUUUUAUUUUUUUUGCAGAAAAGAAUGCUAAAAGAAAAUUGUGUAAUCCUGAUUUUUUUUGGUUUUUGUUUUUUGUUGAAAAGCUACAUUGGUGCGCAUGAAGACUUGAAUGCAUUAGAUUUAAAAAUAUAGAUGUUUAGCCUGACUUGACUCUGAAUUACUGUUCUAUCUUUAUUCUCUCGGAGCCUCAUCUUUUUGUUUGUUAAUGGGUCACGUUUUCACUUUAAACUGUUGAAGGCUAUACACAACGAGGCUGGAAAUGUUCGAGCCUCGCUCUUAGGACUUCAAUAUCAAGUUUGCCGUUUCACAGAAUAAUGAUUGCAUGGCAAAUGUGGAUUCACAGUUACUCCUUUAACAAA
Messenger RNA from Carassius auratus (goldfish), 3107 nucleotides. Its product is annotated as cytoplasmic polyadenylation element-binding protein 4-like. Gene Ontology annotation, molecular function: mRNA regulatory element binding translation repressor activity; translation factor activity, RNA binding; ribosome binding. The record is from RefSeq and is a predicted model, not a curated record. Lineage: Eukaryota; Metazoa; Chordata; Actinopteri; Cypriniformes; Cyprinidae. The transcript is spliced from 10 exons. Gene Ontology annotation, cellular component: cytoplasm; neuron projection; nucleus. Gene Ontology annotation, biological process: negative regulation of cytoplasmic translation. Bases 484 to 2628 code for a protein of 714 amino acids.